AUGAGAAAAAUACCAAAUAAUGGGAACCUGAAGAUGACAAAAGUGGCUUACCCCCUGGGGCUGUUCAUUUGCCUGUUCAUCUAUGUCGCCUAUAUCAAGUGGCACUGGGCCUCCGCCACCCAGGCCUUCUUCAGCAUCACUGAGGUAGCGUCUGGGGCCCGGAGGGGCCAGCAGGCUCAUAGUCCUCUGGGGACAGCUUCACAUGGUCAUGAGGUUUUCUAUGGCAUCAUGUUUGACGCAGGAAGCACUGGCACCCGUGUGCACAUCUUCCAAUUCGCCCGGCAGCCUGGAGAAACUCCCACUUUGACCCAUGAGACCUUCAAAGCACUGAAGCCAGGUCUUUCUGCUUAUGCUGAUGAUGUUGAAAAGAGUACUUCGGGAAUUCAGGAAUUACUGGAUGUUGCUAAAAAAGACGUUCCUUUUGACUUCUGGAAGGCUACCCCCUUGGUUCUCAAGGCCACAGCUGGUUUACGUCUAUUACCAGGAGAAAAGGCUCAGAAGUUACUGCAAAAGGUGAAAGAAGUGUUUAAGGCAUCGCCUUUCCUUGUGGGAGAUGACUGUGUUUCCAUCAUGAAUGGAACGGAUGAAGGCGUUUCAGCGUGGAUCACCGUCAACUUCCUAACAGGCAGUUUGAAAACCCCAGGAAGGAGCAGUGUGGGCAUGCUGGAUUUGGGUGGAGGGUCCACUCAGAUCACCUUCCUUCCAAGAGUCGAGGACACCCUCCAGACCUCCCCGCCUGGCUACCUGACGUCACUCCAGAUGUUUAAUCAGACCUACAAGCUCUAUUCCUACAGCUACCUGGGCCUCGGAUUGAUGUCGGCACGGCUAGCAAUUCUGGGUGGCAUGGAGGGGAAACCUGCUGAGGAUGGAAAGGAGUUGGUCAGCCCUUGUUUGUCUCCAGGUUUCACAGGAGAGUGGCAACAUGCUGAAAUAACAUACAGAAUUUCAGGACAGAAGGCAGCAGUGAACCUCCAUGAGCUGUGUGCCAGCAGAGUGUCGGAAAUCCUUCGAAACAAAGUGCAUAGAACAGAAGAAGUGAAGGAUGUGGAUUUUUAUGCUUUUUCCUACUAUUAUGACCUUGCAGCAAAUGUUGGCCUCAUAGAUGUGGAGAAGGGAGGCAGCCUCGUCGUGGGAGACUUUGAUAUCGCAGCCAAGUAUGUGUGCAGGACAGCGGAGACCCAUCCUCCAGGCAACCCCUUUCUGUGCAUGGACCUCACCUACAUCAGCCUGCUGCUCCAAGAGUUUGGCUUCCCAGAGAACAAAGUGCUGAAGCUGACUCGGAAAAUCAACAAUGUUGAGACCAGCUGGGCUCUGGGGGCCAUUUUUCAUUACAUCGACUCCCUGAGAAGAGAGAAGAAUCCAGCCUCAUAG
Messenger RNA from Puma concolor (puma), 1371 nucleotides. RefSeq names its product ectonucleoside triphosphate diphosphohydrolase 6 (gene ENTPD6). The record is from RefSeq and is a predicted model, not a curated record. Lineage: Eukaryota; Metazoa; Chordata; Mammalia; Carnivora; Felidae. Gene Ontology annotation, cellular component: Golgi apparatus. Gene Ontology annotation, molecular function: hydrolase activity.